Molecule: messenger RNA, 869 nt
Organism: Cynara cardunculus var. scolymus (artichoke)
Lineage: Eukaryota; Viridiplantae; Streptophyta; Magnoliopsida; Asterales; Asteraceae
Product: ethylene-responsive transcription factor ERF104-like
Exons: 1
Coding region: 39-680 (213 amino acids)
Biological process (GO): ethylene-activated signaling pathway; regulation of DNA-templated transcription
Molecular function (GO): DNA-binding transcription factor activity; DNA binding
Source: RefSeq, a predicted model, not a curated record
AUUCUCUCCUUCUUCAAUCUUCCUCUUUUCCAUCAACAAUGGCGACUUUGGAUGAAGUUUCUGCUCUCCAGUUCAUCAGACACCACCUGCUCGACGAAUAUGAUAACGAUACUCCUGAUUGCCCUGUAUUCACUUCUCAAACAUCAAUUUCUCAUCAUUUUGAGUCUGAUUUCGUAAUUCAAUUUACAGUACCGGAAUCUGUCGAUAGUAGAUCUGGAAAACCGCAUUUGGAGGUCGAUUUGAAGGAAACAGAGUGUGUGGAGGAGGUGGAGGUUCAUUACAGAGGAGUACGACGGCGGCCAUGGGGAAAGUAUGCGGCUGAGAUCCGAGAUCCAAAACGUAAUGGAGCUAGGGUUUGGUUGGGGACGUUUGAUACAGCUAUUGGAGCUGCAAAAGCCUAUGAUAGGGCCGCAUUUGAAAUGCGUGGGAGAAAAGCUAUUCUGAAUUUCCCUCUGGAGAUUGGAAGUGAAACUGUUAGCUGCCGGAAAAGAAGCAGAGAUGUAGAAGAAACGGUGGUGGUAAAAAAGGAGAGGAUAACGGAGACCGGUGAUGAACCGUCAAGUUGGACGGCGGUUUGGGACGACGAUUGGUGUUUUUCCAACAUCCAUCCCUUGUCUCAAUUAACGGUGAUUCGAGAUCAGUCAAGAGAGAGUGGUUCGAUUCUAUCUACAAGUUGCUAAUCUUCACAAUCCACAUAAACCUUCGAUUCUCCACAAUCGUCACUAAAUUCUUUGAUUUGAUUACUUUUUCACAGUUCGAAAAUUUAAGUUUGUUAUUUUGUGGUUUCCAUAAAUUUAUUACUAUCGAGACCUGAACGAAUUUGACCUAAAAACAACAACUGAAUGCAGAAUAAACUAUUUAUCGAUUCC